Messenger RNA from Coccidioides immitis RS, 1734 nucleotides. RefSeq names its product chitin deacetylase. Gene Ontology annotation, biological process: carbohydrate metabolic process. The record is from RefSeq and is a predicted model, not a curated record. Gene Ontology annotation, molecular function: chitin binding; hydrolase activity, acting on carbon-nitrogen (but not peptide) bonds. The coding region runs from base 1 to 1734 and encodes 577 amino acids. NCBI's taxonomy places the organism in Eukaryota, Fungi, Ascomycota, Eurotiomycetes, Onygenales, Onygenaceae. The transcript has 2 exons.
AUGGCGCACUCCUUCCUCCAGGGUUUACCCAGUGCUGUGUUUACUCUUUUCCUGCACCGGCCGAAGAAAUCCCUUCUGCUGCUUUCGUCUCCCGCUCAACUUCGAUUUACUUCUUCCUGGCGAGAGAGUGGCACGCUUCAACAAGCUCGUCUGGUGGCUGUUGUCAUGAUGUUUUGGAAAUAUUUUUUUCCGUCUAUUAUCGUUACGGUAGUAGGACCUACGAUUGGGGUUAAUGCAAAGCCAACUGCACCCGGUAUGAAAUUACCGUCGUAUCGAGGGUUUCCGGGCUUCGCUUCACAGCAUUUCCCUGGUCAGAUACCCGAUCCUGGCUUCGCUGCUCGAAAACAGUUGGAGUAUCAGAAACGCGGCAUCAACCGUUGUGGCCCUGAUUUCGGCCCAUGCCAAGAAGGGGCUUGCUGCUCACUGCAUGGUUAUUGUGGCAAUGGUCCAGAAUAUUGCGUGGCUCCGGAUUGCCUGUUCGACUUUGGGAGUGGUUGUGAUGCUUUGAAAUGGCCGGAAGGCGAAGAUACUUCCCCUGUUGCUCGCCCACACGUCGGAGAAGUGCCUUACAGCUUUAUUCCGAUUUAUCAGUGUGUCAAUCCAAACACCGUUGCUCUGACUUACGAUGACGGCCCAAACAUCUAUACGAGCGAUCUUUUGGACAUUCUUGACUCUUAUGAUGCAAAGGCUACAUUCUUCGUCUCUGCUUUUAACUCUGGUAAAGGCAGUAUCGACGACCCAAAUUACCCAUGGGCCGAUAUCCUUCGUCGAAUGUAUAACAACGGCCAUCAAAUCGCCAGCCAUACAUGGUCGCAUCAGAAUCUGGAUACCAUGUCCAGGGAAUUACGUCGUCAUCAAAUGAUAAAGACUGAGAUGGUGCUUCGCAAUGUUCUCGGUGCAUUUCCCACCUAUAUGCGUCCACCUUACUCCGCAUGUUCGGUCCAGUCAGGCUGCUUGGCGGAUAUGGAUGAUUUGGGAUAUCAUGUUGCUUACUUUAACGUGGACACGGACGACUACAAUAAUGCUUCGCCACACCAAAUCCAACGCUCCAAGGAUUUGUUUGACCAUGCUAUGGCAAUGCAUGAGGUAACCGGCCGCCCUAUGCUCGUCAUUGCUCAUGAUGUUCAUGAACAAACGGUCUACAAUUUGACUAUUCAUAUGCUCCGUCGUCUAUACGAAGCUGAUUACCAGGCUGUCACCCUUGGCGAAUGUUUAGGGGACCCUCCAACCAACUGGUACCGCUUCAUGAAUGAGUCUGCUGCUUUAUAUCCCGGCAAAACAAAUCCAGACACUUACAGACGGCCCGGAGAGAAGCCCAUCUCGAAUGAUGGCACCUGUGGAAAUGAAUACACCUGCAGCGGCUCCAAGUUUGGUAAAUGUUGCAGUGCGCAUGGUUUCUGUGGUAAUGCCUCGGAUCAUUGUGAAUUGGGAUGCCAAGAAUCGGCCGGAGAGUGUCGCGCGCAAUUGGGAAGCAUCGACAUUCUUAAAAAGAAGAAACACAAGCAUAAGCAUAAGCACAAGCACAAGCACAGGCACAAGAAUAAGGAUAAGGAUAAGGAUAAGGACAAGCACUCAUGUGAUUACGACGAGGAUGAAGACUGCGAGGAGGAUUAUGAUCGCGACUGGGAACAUGACUACGAGGAAAGCUAUGAAGAUGACGAAGAUGGGAUGGAAGAUGAAUAUGACGAUUAUUACGACGGCGGCGAUGAUGGUGAUGAAGAGGAUGGGGAUUGA